CGGUGAAGGAAGUGGGACGCAGCAGCAGCAGCAGCAGCAGCAGCGCGUAGCAGCCUCUCUGUCCAUUACGCACCGCAGCCGUGUGGUUUAGUGGCAGCUGGACUCGGACACUCACAAGUUGCGGUCCCGCUUCUCUCUCGCUCUCUCUCUCGCCACCAACUUUGUCGGCGUAGCCCCCGCUCCGCUCCGCUGCAGCCGGGUCGCACGAAGGAGCCGUCCCCGCGUUUCCGUGCGCGUCUCCCGCUUCUCGUUGCAGCCGAUCGAACGCCCGGUGAAGAUGGUGAUCAUCAUCGCGGAGUUCUUCGUGGUCAUCCUGAAGGUGCUCUGGGCCUUUGUGACCGCCGGGGCGAAGUGGGUCGUGCGGCCCAAGGAGAAGAGCGUGACCGGACAGGUGUGCGUGAUUACCGGGGCUGGAGGCGGUCUCGGGCGGCUCUUUGCCAAGGAGUUCGCCCGCAGACGAGCCAUCCUGGUGUUGUGGGACAUAAACAGCCAAAGCAACGAGGAGACUGCGGAGAUGGUGCGACAGAUUUACCAUGAACUUGACACUCCGGUAACCCAAGACGGACCUGUCGGAGGGGUGGAGGAAGUGCCUCCUUGCCAGCCACAGGUCUACACCUACGUGUGCGACGUCGGGAAGCGGGAGAGCGUGUAUUCCACCGCUGAGAAGGUGCGUCGCGAGGUGGGAGAGGUGGACAUACUGAUAAACAACGCCGGCGUGGUGUCCGGCCACCACCUGCUGGAGUGCCCCGACGAGCUGAUCGAGCGCACCAUGGUGGUCAACUGCCACGCGCACUUCUGGACCACCAAGGCGUUUCUCCCCAAGAUGCUGGAGCUGAAUCACGGUCACAUUGUAACUGUUGCCAGCUCCCUGGGUUUAUUCAGCACAGCUGGAGUGGAGGAUUACUGCGCCAGCAAGUUCGGUGCCAUCGGGUUCCACGAGUCUCUGAGCCACGAGCUGAAGGCCUCCGAGAAGGACGGCAUCAACAUGACCCUGGUGUGUCCUUACCUCGUGGACACGGGCAUGUUCAAAGGCUGCAGGAUAAGGAAGGAGAUCGAGCCGUUUCUGCCUCCCUUGAAGCCAGAGUUCUGUGUGAAACAGGCCAUGAGAGCCAUUCUCACCGACCAGCCCAUGAUCUGUACGCCUCGCAUCGUCUAUAUGGUCAACUUCAUGAAAAGCAUCCUCCCCUUCGAGGCCAUCGUGUGCAUGUACCGGUUCCUGGGGGCAGACAAGUGCAUGUACCCCUUCCUAGCUCAGCGAAAGGAGGCCAUGAACAACAACGAGGCAAAGAACGGGAUCUAGGGGGCGCUGUUUGCACCGUCAGCGGAGGUACAUGAACCUGCAGGAGCGACUAAACCACUGAGAGCCAACACGGAGGAAGGAAAACGGGACUGAUUCUAGACUGGUGCACUUGCAUUGAGCAAAUGCAAAGGUUUACCAUAUUGUUCCUCUGGGACAAGGAAAGCUGUGUACUACACAAAGGAUUUAUUUGACUUUUUGUUUGUGUGUUUUUUUUUUUUAAGUUUGUUAAAUAAAAACAUCUAUAUACUGUGUCACUAGUUUUGAAAUCAUACAGAAAAGGUAUCAAUUAAUUCUAUUUACAUAAUGUAGUCACCAGCCUUAGUGUCAUUGUGAAAAUAUACAGUAUGUUACUGUACAAACAGUAAAACUAUUCUUCCACUUUUGUUUUUGUAGACAUGCACUGUAAUUUCAGAUUCUUCUCUCUACUGCCAGCGUUCUGUGUAGAAAGGUUCAACUCAUCUUAAACCAAGCGUCUCCCACACUCAGGACAUUGGUCUGCAGUUUAACAUGGACAUUUAAAAAAGAAUAAUAAAGGAAGGUAAUGUUACCACAUACUUGUUAAUAACGACGUCUUUAUGGGACCGUCUAUUUCCAGCUGAAUGUCCCUUAAUGGUCCCGUUUCGUUGGACCUGCAUUGACCAGGUCUACAGUGAAUGUGAGUGAAUGGGCCAAUGUCCUGGGUUCAACCAGCAUUCGUAUCACAGUCCGAACGCUCCGCUUUGGGAGAAAAAGGGGGAAUGAGUUUUUGUCUCUCUUUUGUUUUAAAAUUGGUGAUGUUCAUGUUCUGCUUUGUUUGAAAACCAGAGAAAAGCUGUAACUGCAGGUGAACAACCAUCACAAGACUGUCGGGUUGGUUUGUUUAAAGGAAACACUAUUUUUCUUUUUUCUUUUCUUUUAAUUUCUUUUCUUUCCAAAGUCACUUAAAUUCUGGCGUCCAGUUAAAGUGAGAUGUAAGCGUUUAAAUGUUGUGAAUGCGCCAGGAUCCCAAAACAACUCUCCACUUUGUUCUCUGAAUAUUUUCUAAACCUACAUUCCUACAGGCGUCGUUCCUUCAGCCACAGCGAUGAGCCUAAAUUCUCUACCUCUUCAUUUUUGCCUUUUUUAUUUGACAGUAUAACAUAAGCCUCUUUUUUUCUGAAGACCGCUCCAUGGCAGAGCAGAUAUGUUUCCAGUGUUUAGUGUGUCUACCUAACUUAAAUUAAUAAAGUGAUUUAGAUUAUUA
Molecule: messenger RNA, 2522 nt
Organism: Betta splendens (Siamese fighting fish)
Lineage: Eukaryota; Metazoa; Chordata; Actinopteri; Anabantiformes; Osphronemidae
Gene: rdh10a
Product: retinol dehydrogenase 10a
Exons: 6
Coding region: 278-1300 (340 amino acids)
Cellular component (GO): lipid droplet
Molecular function (GO): oxidoreductase activity, acting on the CH-OH group of donors, NAD or NADP as acceptor
Source: RefSeq, a predicted model, not a curated record